AUGACUCAGAAUCACGAGCAGUUCACUGCUGUGUGGCUUGACUCUAAAUAUGCUGAUUGCGAUCAAACAUCUUGUGACCGACGAGCUCAACUGAGCCCAAUCAUCAAUUAUAAUGUGAAAUUUAGUGAUGCGGAUGAAUGCCUUGAUUAUAUCAAAACUAUUCAAACUGAAAGCAUAGUUUUUAUUACAUGCGGUUCUCAAGGACAAAAACUGGUGCCAAAUAUUUAUCAUUUUCCACAGUUGUUGUAUAUUUAUAUAUAUUGCUUCAAUAAAGUCGAACAUGAAGAAUGGGCUUUGAAUAAAAAUUAUGCAUCGAAAAUUCGUGGUGUAUUUACUGAUAUUGAUCUACUUCUAGCUAAAAUUAAUGAUGAUGUUAAAUUAUCUCUAAAAAACAUUUUACCAUUGAAUAUUUUUCACAAGUAUGACGAUUUAAAUUUGAAAGAAAUGAGUAUGAAGGAUUUAAAUAAACAAAGUGCACAAUUCAUGUGGUUUCAAUUAUUGAUUGAUACUUUACUUCAUGGCGAUUAUUCUGACACGGCCAAAGAUGAUAUGUUUUAUGAGUGUGUAGCGCAAUAUGAUGGUAACGAAAUUGAACUAAAAAGAAUUUUAGAUUUUUAUAAAACAUACAUUGCCGAGCAGGCGAUAUCGUGGUACACACGAAACUCAUUUUUAUAUCGUUUACUGAACAAAGCAUUUCGAAUACAAAAUAUAAAUAUAAUAUACAAAUUCCGAUAUUUUAUCAAACAUUUAUACAAUCAAUUGCGAGAUGUUCAGUUGCAGCAAAGCAAAGAUCUUUCGUCAAUUACGGUGUAUCGUGGACAAUUGAUGCAUCAUGACGAAUUUGACAAUUUUAAAGAAAAUGUCGGUGAAUUAAUUUCGAUCAACACAUUUUUUUCUACAACAUUACAAAGUCAAGUUGCCUUGAAUUUUACUGGCAAUGGUUUCGGACGGCCAGAUUAUGAAUCCGUUUUGUUCGAAAUCCAUGUUGACUGUUGUUCACUAUCGGCAAAACCGUUUGGAAAUGUACAGCAUUUAAGUUUCAUAAAGGAUGAAUAUGAAAUGUUAUUUUGUGUGGGAACUAUAUUUCGAAUCAAAUCUGUUGAAGAUAAUGAACCUAUUUGGCAUGUCGUGUUAGAGCUGAGUAAUGAUGAAAAUAUCGAAUUAAAGGGACUUGUUGAACAUUUUAGUAAAUAUGUCGUCGAAACAAAGCCAACUCUAUUGGCUCUAGCUGAUGUGCUAACUGAAAUGGGCGAGUAUGAAAAAGCUAGACAUUUUUCUGAAUUAUUUCUUAGCGACUUAGAACCACUUACUCAAAAUCAACUUGCUGGCGUCAUUCAAAGCAAUAUUGGCCUUCUCGAUNAUCGCAUUAACAUACAAUAA
Messenger RNA from Rotaria socialis, 1380 nucleotides. Lineage: Eukaryota; Metazoa; Rotifera; Eurotatoria; Philodinida; Philodinidae. The record is from the annotation of a GenBank genome assembly.